Molecule: messenger RNA, 1104 nt
Organism: Trematosphaeria pertusa
Lineage: Eukaryota; Fungi; Ascomycota; Dothideomycetes; Pleosporales; Trematosphaeriaceae
Exons: 1
Coding region: 131-760 (209 amino acids)
Source: RefSeq, a predicted model, not a curated record
CCCACACUGCUGCCCGGCCUGCUUGCGUGCCGCCCCAGCAGACCGCAUCCAUUGUACUGUAUAUCGCCGUGCGGCCCUUGACGACCGUCCCACACAGCUUCCGCCGCGCACCCAGCUGCCCGCAGCCGCCAUGGCCUCCAUCUUCCGCGACUUUUCCUUCGAGUCUGCUCGCACCGCCGAGCCCGCGGCCGUGAGCGUCUGCCCUACGUCAAUCGCACCCGCGCCGCCUCCAGCACGACUGCCAACGCCGCCGCCCUGCUCUGUCGGCGACCUCGCACACGCACUCACCCAGCAGAGCCUGCGUGUCCAGGUCGACCCGUCGUGCCGUUUUGCCUGCGAACCGCUCACGCCGCCAAGCGACGAACUUGCUUUUCCCGCCGAGCUGCUGGACCGACCCCAGCAGCUGGCCUCGCAACGCCUCGCCUCCGCAACCCUUCGAAUGCAGCGGCAAGCCAACACCAAGAUGCAGUGCACCUCGUCGCGCAUCAAAGACAUAUCGCUGCUGGUGCGGAUGAUCGAGGAGCGGGAUCAGUGCCGCAUCUGCGAACCAAAGUCAUCAACUCCGCCCUCCCCACCGCUAUCAGACGAGGACGAGGGCGUCGACAUGGAAUACACGCCCUCGGAUCCGAAAGACGCGCUGCGCUUCGAGCUCCCGUUCUGGCGAGCGGGCGAAAAGCCCAACAACAACGGCUGCGCCAGAGUGUCCAAGGGCGUGCGGAUGCGAAAGAGGUCGACAGUGCCGAGGAGAGUCCCGAAGUAAUCACGACUACUAUAUCUACCUAUUCUUAUCUUAAUAGCAUUGCGAGGGCGUUUGGGCUGGUUGUCGAUUCGGAGCGCAUUAUACCACUGCUUUUUUAUCGAGGAAGCCGCAGCCAGCGGCGACAAAAUUGGGACACUGGGUUCGCCACAUUGGAAUUCGGAUGCAUUGGUUCGGCUGGGAGGGUAUCGUGUCCGUUUUGUUCUAGAAGAGCUCCCGCAGCGGUUGAGCCUGGCAUUGUCGGGUGCGAUAAGCUUCAGCGCUGUCGCAGCCAUCAUCCAUAGCGCAGUCGCCAUCAAUACGAUUGCCUUCUAUGCCAUUCAUCUCAUUUUGGCCCUUAUCGGGUG